AUGGGUGACAAAGGCCUUGAGGAUCUUCCUGAGGGACAGAUCGAGUCCAACUACGAUGAGGUCACUGACUCCUUCGACUCCAUGGACUUGAAGCCCGAGCUGCUUCGCGGUGUCUACGCUUACGGUUUCGAGCGUCCCUCCGCCAUCCAGCAGCGUGCUAUCAUGCCCAUCAUCAAGGGUAACGAUGUUAUCGCCCAGGCUCAGUCCGGUACCGGUAAGACCGCUACCUUCUCCAUCUCUGCUCUGCAGAAGAUCGACCCCGAGGUCAAGGCUUGCCAGGCUCUCAUCCUCGCUCCCACCCGUGAGUUGGCCCAGCAGAUCCAGAAGGUCGUUGUCGCCAUCGGUGACUUCAUGUCCCUCGACUGCCACGCCUGUAUCGGUGGUACCAACGUCCGUGAGGACAUGACCGCUCUCCGUGCCGGUCCUCAGAUCGUUGUCGGUACCCCCGGCCGUGUCCACGACAUGAUCCAGCGCCGUGUCCUUUCUACCACCGCCAUGAAGCUCUUCAUCCUCGACGAGGCCGAUGAGAUGCUGUCCCGUGGUUUCACCGAGCAGAUCUACGACAUCUUCCAGCUCCUCCCCCAGUCUACCCAGGUCACCCUGCUCUCCGCCACCAUGCCCCAGGAUGUCCUCGAGGUCACCACCAAGUUCAUGCGCGACCCCGUCCGUAUCCUUGUCAAGAAGCAGGAACUUACCCUUGAGGGUAUUAAGCAGUUCUACAUCGCUGUUGAGAAGGAAGAGUGGAAGCUCGACACCCUGUCCGAUCUCUACGAGACCGUCACCAUCACCCAGGCCGUUAUCUUCUGCAACACUCGCCGAAAGGUCGACUGGCUCACCGACAAGCUCACUGCUCGUGACUUCACUGUCUCCGCUAUGCACGGUGACAUGGAGCAGGGCCAGCGUGAUGUUAUCAUGAAGGAGUUCCGUUCCGGUUCUUCCCGUGUCCUGAUCGCCACCGAUCUGCUUGCCCGUGGUAUCGAUGUCCAGCAGGUCUCCCUGGUUAUCAACUACGAUCUCCCCGCCAACCGCGAGAACUACAUUCACCGUAUCGGUCGUGGUGGUCGUUUCGGUCGUAAGGGUGUUGCCAUCAACUUCGUCACCGCUGACGAUGUUCGCAUGCUCCGCGAGAUCGAGCAGUUCUACUCCACCCAGGUCGAGGAGAUGCCCAUGAACGUUGCUGACCUCAUCUAA
Penicillium soppii is the source of this 1191-nucleotide messenger RNA. It is a transcript of the gene tif1, whose product is annotated as putative eukaryotic translation initiation factor 4. NCBI's taxonomy places the organism in Eukaryota, Fungi, Ascomycota, Eurotiomycetes, Eurotiales, Aspergillaceae. The record is from RefSeq and is a predicted model, not a curated record. Gene Ontology annotation, molecular function: ATP binding; RNA binding; RNA helicase activity. The coding region runs from base 1 to 1191 and encodes 396 amino acids. The transcript is spliced from 4 exons.